AUGUCUACAUCAGCUCCAGCCGACCCCAAGAAGAGCGCUCAUGAGCAUGCGGUCUUCUUGUCGGCCCUUCAGAAGGCGGCAGACGCGUACCCAAAGCCACAGGGUGUGAAGUUCAGUUAUGGUACCGCUGGCUUCAGGACUCUCGGCGAACGUCUUCCUUCUGUCAUGUUCUGCUGUGCGCUCCUUGCUGUCUUGCGAUCCAAGAAGCUUGGUGGAGCAGCUAUCGGCGUAAUGAUUACCGCCUCGCACAACCCUGAGCAGGACAAUGGCGUCAAGCUCGUCGACCCCUCGGGAGAGAUGCUCGACCCGACCUGGGAAUCCCACGCAACCCUGCUCGCAAACUGCACAUCGACCGAAUCUCUCAUUACGACCUUUAUCGACCUCGCGCACCACCUCCGCGUGGAGCUCGACGCGUGUGCGCCAUCGAGCAUUAUCUACGCGCGCGAUACUCGGCCGUCAGGGAAGAAGCUGGUUGAGGCGUUCGAGGCUGGUCUGAGCGCGUUCCAGGGGUUGAAGGUGGUUGAUCUGGGAGUGCACACCACGCCUGUGUUGCAUUACGUGGUGCGGGCGACGAAUGCGCGGGACGGGGAGCAGGGGAAGCCGACAGUGGAGGGGUACUAUGAGCGUAUGGCUGGAGCGUUUAAGACGUUGAUUGGUAACCGAGGGCCGCUCCCCACUCUCUACGUCGACUGCGCGAACGGAGUCGGUGCCCCCGCCAUCUCUACCCUUUCCAGCUAUCUCGGCACCUCCCUCCCUCUCCAAGCGAUGAACGACUCCACCACCACCCCCGGCGCGCUCAACUCGCAAUGCGGUGCAGACUACGUCAAGACCCGCCAAGCCCUUCCUCCCUCCGUCGAAGACGCUGGCCUGCUCGACAAGCCUGAUACCCGCAGCUGUUCCCUCGACGGCGACGCCGACCGGAUCAUCUACUAUUACCUCGGCGAAGGCGGCAAGUUCCGUCUGCUGGACGGAGACAAGAUCGCGGGGCUGGUAGCGUUGUUCUUGAUGGACUUGGUCAAGAAGGCCAAGCUGGGCCAGGAAGGUGGGGAGGAUACGGCCGAGGUGGGAGUGGUGCAGACUGCCUAUGCCAAUGGCAGCUCAACAAAGUAUCUCAAGGGUCGGGGCGUACCGGUAACCUGCGUCCCCACCGGCGUCAAACACCUGCACCAUGCCGCCCAGAAAUACGACAUCGGCGUAUACUUUGAAGCCAACGGCCACGGCACGGUCCUCUUCUCCCCCUCCUUCCUCUCCACUCUUGCAGUGCACGAGCCCACCUCCCCCGACAGCUCGACCGCCACCAAGCAGCUCCUCGCCCUCUCCCAACUCAUCAACCAGGCCGUCGGGGAUGCUCUCUCCGACAUGCUCCUCGUCGAGGUCGUCCUCGCUCAUCGGGGCUGGACCGCCGUCGAGUGGGAUGCGGCAUACGAGGACCUUCCCAACCGUCUCGUCAAGGUCGAAGUGGCCGAUCGGUUCUUGUUCGAGACAACCGACGCGGAGCGCAAGUUGACUUCGCCGGCGGGAUUGCAGGCGGUGCUGGACGAGGCGGUGGGGAAGGUGGAGAUGGGCCGGAGUUUUGUUAGGCCGAGUGGGACGGAGGACUGCGUGAGGGUUUAUGCGGAGGCGAAGACUACUGCGGGUGUCGACACUCUGGCGACGACGGUGUCGGACCUGGUCAAGCAGUACAGCAAGACGCAGUAG
This is a messenger RNA of Dioszegia hungarica, 1698 nucleotides long. Its product is annotated as putative phosphoacetylglucosamine mutase. Gene Ontology annotation, biological process: UDP-N-acetylglucosamine biosynthetic process; carbohydrate metabolic process. The record is from RefSeq and is a predicted model, not a curated record. Gene Ontology annotation, molecular function: magnesium ion binding; phosphoacetylglucosamine mutase activity. NCBI's taxonomy places the organism in Eukaryota, Fungi, Basidiomycota, Tremellomycetes, Tremellales, Bulleribasidiaceae. The coding region runs from base 1 to 1698 and encodes 565 amino acids. The transcript is spliced from 6 exons.